CGGAUUCUUGAAAUUUUCUUUGCAAAACAAAAUGGCUACCAUUACCAAUUCGAUAUUCCAAAACGUGUCUUUGUUUUCCUCAUUAGCAACGAAUAACCACAAAGUUCCACCAUUCAAAAUCUGCCACGUGUCUCAAAAACCCGCCAUAAUCAAACAAAUUUGCCCGCAAAGCAACUUCAAAGAAUCAUUUUUAAGUCUCACUAAUUUAAUUACUCAUAAAAACUACUCAUCUCAAAAAUGUAUAUACGAGGCUUAUUCACUGUUAUUAGAGCUUUGUGCAACCCAAAAAGCUCUAAAACAAGGCAAACAAAUCCAUACCCAUGUUCUUAAAUUGUGUUUAAAGCAUAAUGAUUCAGUUUUCUUGAACACCAAGAUUCUUUUUAUGUAUGGAAAAUGUGGGUCAAUUUGUGAUGCACAUAAGGUGUUUGAUAAAAUGCCUGAAAGAACUGUUUUUACUUGGAAUGCAAUGAUUGGUGCUUGUGUUUUAAAUGGGGUACCUUUUAAAGCACUUGAGUUGUAUAGAGAUAUGAGGUUUUUGGGUGUUUGUUUAGAUGCACAUACACUUUCUAGUACAUUGAAAGCAAUUAGUCAGGUUGAAUGUUUGUAUUAUGGAAGUGAAAUACAUGGUUUUGCAAUAAAAGUUGGGCUUAUUUCUAAUAUUUUUGUGGUGAAUUCACUGGUGAGUAUGUAUACUAAGUGUAAUGAUAUUGGGGCAGCUACAUUGUUGUUUGAUGGAAUGAGUGAAAGAGAGGAUGUUGUUUCUUGGAAUUCUAUGAUUUCUGCUUAUGUGGUAAAUGGGAUGAAUCAAGAAGCUUUAAGUCUAUUUAUAGAAAUGUUGAGUGCUAGUGUUGAACCGACGACUUAUACUUUUGUUUCGGCUAUUCAAGCAUGUGAUGAGACAAAAUUUGGGGCUGAGAUUCAUGGUGUUGUUGUGAAACUUGGUUAUUCUGUUGCUAUGUAUGUUGUGAAUGCGUUGUUAAUGAUGUACGUUAAGAACAAUAGAGUCAAUGAAGCUGCUAAAAUAUUCUUCCAUAUGCAAGAAAAGGACAACAUUUCUUGGAAUUCCAUGAUAUCAGGGUACGUGCAAAAUGGACUUUAUGAUGAAGCGAUUAAUUUGUUUCAUGAGAUGAAGAAUGCGGGUCAGAAACCUGACCAUGUCUCGCUUAUGAGUAUGCUAGUUGCAUCUGGAAGACAAGGAAAUUUGUUAAAUGGUAUGGAAAUUCAUGCCUUUUCGCUGCGAAAUGGUUUGGAUAGUGAUUUGCAGGUUGGCAAUACUCUUGUAGAUAUGUAUGCCAAGUGUGGUAAGUUAGAUUACAUGGACUCUGUCUUUGAUAGGAUGCUGCAUAGAGAUAAUGUCUCUUGGACAACAAUUAUUGCUGCUUAUGCUCAGAAUAAUUUUCCCCAGAAGGCCGUGCAAUUAUUUCGUGAGGUACAGGCAGAAGGAAGCUAUGUUGAUGCCCUUAUGAUUGGAAGUGUCCUCCUUGCUUGUACCGAGUUGAGGUGCAACUUACUUGCAAAAGAAAUUCACUGUUAUGUGAUCAAAAGAGGACUGUAUGAUCCUGUCAUACAGAAAACGCUUGUGAGUGUUUAUGGAGAUUGUGGGAAUGUGGACUAUGCAAAUAGUAUUUUUAGGUUGAGUGAAGUUAAAGAUGUCAUAUCCUUUACAAGCAUGAUGUGCAGUUAUGUUGAAAAUGGUCUUGCAAAUGAGGCUCUUGGUCUCAUGCUCUAUAUGAAUGAAAUGGAAAUUGAGGCAGAUUUCGUUGCAGUCCUAAGCAUGCUCAAUGCUGCUGCUGAUUUAUCUUCCUUAAGGAAAGGAAAAGAGAUUCAUGGAUUUUUAGUUAGAAAAGGAUUCCUUCUGCAAGAUUCCUUUAGAAGCUCUCUAAUAGAUAUGUAUGCCAGCUGUGGGACUCUGGAGAACUCAUAUAAGGUGUUUAAUUAUUUAAAGAGCAAAGAUCCGUUUUGUUGGACGAGCAUGAUAAAUGCUUGUGGAUUACAUGGAUGUGGUAGGGAAGCCAUUGAUAUAUUCACAGGGAUGGAGAAGGAAAAUAUCCACCCAGAUCACAUAACCUUCUUGGCUGUUCUUCGUGCAUGUAGCCAUACGGCACUAAUAGAAGAUGGCAAAAGGAUUUUCAAAAUAAUGCAAAGCAAGUACGGAUUGGAGCCUUGGCCGGAACACUAUGCUUGUUUAGUUGAUUUGCUUGGACGUGCAAAUCACUUGGAAGAGGCAUUCCAAAUUGUGAAAACAAUGAACUUGGAGGAUAUACCUGCCGUCUGGUGUGCUCUCCUUGGUGCUUGUCAGGUAUACUCUAAUAAAGAGUUAGGAGAAAUUGCUGCAAAGAAGCUUCUUGAAUUAGAGCCCAAGAAUCCAGGAAAUUAUGUUCUUGUAUCUAAUGUGUAUGCUGCGACAAAUAGAUGGGACGAUGUAGAAGAAGUCAGAGUAACAAUUAAAGAAAAAGGGCUGAAGAAAGAUCCUGCAUGUAGUUGGAUAGAGGUAGGAGAUAAGGUUCAUACAUUUGUUGCUCACGACAAGUCCCACCCUGAGUGUAAUAAGAUUUAUGAAAAAUUAGCUCAUCUCACUGAGAAAUUGGAGGAGGAAGCAGGUUAUGUGGCUCAAACCAAAUAUGUUUUGCACAAUGUGGAGGAAAAAGAAAAAGUCAAGUUGCUUAAAGGACACAGUGAAAGACUGGCUAUUGCAUAUGGUUUACUUGCUAGUACUGAUAGAAACCCCAUUCGAAUCACAAAAAAUCUUCGUGUCUGUAGUGAUUGCCAUACUUUCAGCAAGCUAGCUUCAAAGUUCCUAGAGCGAGAUAUCAUAGUUAGAGAUGCCAAAAGAUUUCACCAUUUCAGGAAUGGGAUAUGUUCCUGUGGAGAUUUCUGGUGAAACCGGUAAUUGGUUAUCCUAUCAAGCAGAUCUUUCUGAUCAUAACUAACUUUACUGCUCGGUAACAUCCACUUUAAGACACGCUCAGUGUAUUUUUCAAUAAGAGAUGGAGCUAGCUGACAUGUCCUCUUGUAGUGAACCAACGGCAAUAUUAGUUCCGUUGCCUUGACCUGAUGUUCAGAGAAUUUGGAGGUGGUUCGAGUCUUUGGCAACUUGGAGGAGCUCAUGAGCUCUACAACAAUCAAGACUCCUCUUUCUAAAUAAAGUUUGCAGGUCAGCGCUUUUGUUAAAGUGCAUAUCAGCAACCAAGCAUGUACCUGGAUUUGGUUCCUUCCUUUGCCUAAGGAAGAGGGCAGUCAUUUCCCUGAUGUUCGUCUGUCGUUAAGUCCGGCUUGCAGAACCGUCUUUCGGAUGACUUUUAGUCUUGGUUGGUUAGCCCCUUUUUUCCGUUGCUGUAGUUGGUAGUAGCGAGAAAGACUCACAAGGAAGUUGGCCCCUAUCUUCUUAAGUGGCUCAUCACUUUGUCUACCUUCUUGGCUUUAGUGAACAGUUCAAUGCUGAUAGAUUGGGUGGAUUUUGUUGUAAUCAUUUACUUUUGUAUAUUCUUUACCCUUUGGUAUACCCCUCGUAUACGGCCAGUCUUUUGGCCAUGUUUAUGAUUAAAAGUACAUCUACGUGAUCACAUAAAAAAUAAAAAUAAAAAGCACAGGGAGUUGGUGAAGUUUGUCCAAGGUGAGUCAAUUGACACUCCUCCGGAAAAAAAUAGGUCAUAUUUUUAUUUUAUUUCAUGUAUAUAUACUAGUAUUAGUAUAUGUUGAAUCCUUUGAAAGGUGUAAAUUGGAGUAUAUUUUGACUCUUUUUAGUGACUUGGCUCCACAACUGGUUGUCAAAGUGUUCGUAAUUGUAUCUUACGCUAUUUGAGAAAUAUACUCCGUCUAUCCCAA
Molecule: messenger RNA, 3825 nt
Organism: Lycium barbarum (goji berry)
Lineage: Eukaryota; Viridiplantae; Streptophyta; Magnoliopsida; Solanales; Solanaceae
Product: pentatricopeptide repeat-containing protein At3g63370, chloroplastic
Exons: 2
Coding region: 32-2881 (949 amino acids)
Biological process (GO): RNA modification
Cellular component (GO): intracellular membrane-bounded organelle
Molecular function (GO): protein binding; zinc ion binding; RNA binding
Source: RefSeq, a predicted model, not a curated record